UUCUAUUUACAGUACUUUUUACUCACCACUCACUGUAUGACACAUUUCCAUAAAGUGAUUGAUCGUCCAAAAUCCAUAUAUACCAACCAACCAACUUCAGUCCAUACCCUCCGUCCCAAGAAAAUUAAAUUAUUUUUUUUUUUGAAAAGUAAAAUUUUAUAUAUCAUCAACAACUCCUGCAGAAAAUUAAAUAAAUAAAAAAGUUACCUGUAUUGAAAUCCAUGAAACAAAGAUGUCGGAUGUACCUAUGUUGCCGGAUGUACUUUCCCAAAUCCUAUGUUGGCUGCCAGUGAAAUCUUUACUUCGAUUAAGGUCUGUUUCCAAAACAUUUCGUAACCUAAUUGAUAGUAAUUAUCUUAUUAAUCUUCAUCUUAAUCUUUCCAUUAAAACAAGACAGAAUAUUAAUAUCCUUUUCGGUGGUGACAGAACCCUUUGUUAUUUUAACUUAGAUUCGUCGAAUAACGCAGUUAAUAAGAUAGAUAAUCCUUUAUACUUUGCUAUAUUUGAAACCGUUGUGUUGGGUAGUUGUAACGGUGUGGUUUGUUUGUGUACUACUGAACCCGAUACCGAGAUUGCGGUGUGGAACCCCGUGGUUCGUAAGUUUAAGAAGACGAGGUUAGGGCCCGCAAAAAGUUUGAAAGGAGUCGGGAGAGGGUUUUGUAUUAAAGGGUUUGGGUAUGAUUGUGUUGGUGAUGAUUAUAAAGUUGUUAGGUUGGUUCAGUAUUUUAGUAGUAAUUUGAGGAGUGAAGUUGUGUAUUCGACGAUUGAGGUUUUUAGUUUGAAAGCCGACGCGUGGAGAGAAGUUGGGGGGUUUCCUUAUUUCAUAUGUUAUUUCAAGAAUUUUAAUGCUUUUGCGAAUGGUGCGUUGCAUUGGUUGGUUAGUGAGAGUCCUGAGACGAGACUUGAUGUUUUGAUUGUUGCGUUUGAUCUUACGACGGAUGAGUUGAGGAUGGUUCCUCGGCCUGAUAUUGGAAACGAUAGGGUUAAAGUCAGUUUGGCGAUAUUGGGCGGGUGUCUUUCGUUGGUUUGUAAUUAUCCUAAGAAGAAUGUUGAUAUAUGGGUUAUGGAAAGUUAUGGGGUAAAGGAUACGUGGAGUAAGUUGAUUUCGAGUACAGAUGUUAAGCUUGUUAUGGAUUUGGAUUGUUUGAGGCCGGUUGUGUAUUCUAAGAGUGGUGAUGAAGUCCUUUUGGAGAAGAAUUUUGAGAGACUUUAUUGGUAUAAUCUCGAGAAUAAGACGGUGAAACGAUUUAAGGUUGCUGGUAUGCCUAGGUUGUUUGUAACUGAAGUUUUUACAGGAAGCCUUUUUCAGGUGAACAUCGGUUGUGCUUCUGAAGCUCGUAAAAAGAAAGAGAAAAUCGAGAACCAGAAUGAGAAAAAGAAGGAUGACUUCUUAUCAAAGGGGUUCAGACUUGUGCUUUAAGGAAAAAAGAUUCACAACUUAAAGGAAAUAUUUGAAAGCUUGUCUUCAAAGAUAUCACUGCUCAAGAUCAUGUUGUAGGAGUUUAACAUAGAAUAAAGUUUGAAUUAGGUGUCUUCGAAUACUGUUAAAAAGUUUGAUCGUUGGAACAGGCAAAUUUGAGCGAUGGUAUGGGUUGCUAUCCUCUUUUUUUUCGCUUUACUUAUUGGCAUCAAAGGAUCAGCUGCAUGACUAAACAACUUCUUAGUGAAGUUCUGCUCGACUACAUAAUAAUACACUUCCAGUUUGUAUUAUUGUAUAUAUGGAAUGGUACAGUUCAUAUAGCAAAUACAUAAAGGUGGCAGGUUGGGUACU
This is a messenger RNA of Erigeron canadensis, 1771 nucleotides long. RefSeq names its product F-box protein CPR1-like. Bases 233 to 1420 code for a protein of 395 amino acids. Gene Ontology annotation, molecular function: protein binding. The record is from RefSeq and is a predicted model, not a curated record. The transcript has 2 exons. Lineage: Eukaryota; Viridiplantae; Streptophyta; Magnoliopsida; Asterales; Asteraceae.